GUAACUGAAGGAUCUAUUUCCUGGAAUGAAUCAACAAGUGAAACAAAUAACUCCAUGGUGACUGAAUUCAUUUUUCUGGGUCUCUCUGAUUCUCGGGAACUCCAGAUUUUCCUAUUUGUGUUGUUUUUUGUAUUCUAUGGAGGAAUCGUGUUUGGAAACCUUCUUAUUGUCAUAACAGUGGUUUCUGACUCCCACCUUCACUCUCCCAUGUACUUCCUGCUAGCCAAUCUUUCACUCAUUGAUCUGUCGUUGUCUUCUGUCACAGCCCCCAGGAUGAUUACCGAUUUUUUCAGUGAGUGCAAAGUCAUCUCUUUCAAAGGCUGCCUUGUUCAGAUAUUUCUUGUUCACUUCUUUGGUGGGAGUGAGUUGGUGAUCCUUAUAGCCAUGGCCUUUGACAGAUAUGUAGCAAUAUGCAAACCUCUAUACUAUACCACAAUUAUGUCUGGCAACACAUGUGUCGGUAUUGUGGCUGUUGCAUGGGGAAUUGGCUUUCUCCAUUCAGUGAGCCAGCUGGCCUUUGCAGUGCACUUACCCUUCUGUGGUCCCAAUGAGGUCGAUAGUUUUUAUUGUGACCUUCCUAGGAUAAUCAAACUUGCCUGUACAGAUACCUACAGGCUAGAUAUUAUGGUCAUUGCUAACAGUGGUGUGCUCACUGUGUGUUCUUUUGUUCUUCUGAUCAUCUCAUACACUAUCAUCCUAAUGACCAUCCAGCGCCGCCCUUCAGAUAUGUCAUCCAAGGCUCUGUCCACUUUGACUGCUCACAUCACAGUAGUUCUUUUGUUCUUUGGACCAUGUAUCUUUAUUUAUGCCUGGCCACUCCCCAACAAGUCAUUAGAUAAAUUCCUUGCUGUAUUUUGUUCUGUGAUCACCCCUCUCUUGAACCCAAUUAUAUACACACUGAGGAACAAAGACAUGAAGACUGCAAUAAGACGGCUGAGAAAAUGGGAUGUACAUUCUAGUAUAAAGUCUUAGAUUUUACAUAACUGUGAGAUUCAUCUCAGAUGACAUAAAAUGUAGUGAAGUUGGUAAGUUAGUAAAGCUGAUGAAAACUGUGCCUUCUAUUCCCUAUUAGUACUUAAUAAUUUAAUAAUAGCCUAGGAACUUUCACAUACAUUGCCUCAAUUUAUCUUUCAACAACUUGAGUGUUAUAUUUUAGAAUACACAUGUAAAGUUAUUAUGCUUUCAAAUAUUUUUUUACUAAUUUUUAGAAAAAAGAAAGGCACAAACAUAUUACAAUUUGUAUACACCUGUUCCUUCCUGUAUAAGCCUAAGUUUAGUACAACAAAGGAGAGUAAAUAGCCUUAGCUUAUAAACGUUUUAAAAUUUUUAUUUGGCUCAUUUGUGAAAAACAUAAAAAAGAACUGCCACAUGCUUAAUUUUUAAAAAUAUGCUUAGUGAUAAGGAGAUAUAUGUCAACUUUUAAGAGGUUUGAAAAAAAUGCCUCCCAUUAUAAGAGUUUAUACUUCACCUCCCACCACUAUAACAACCCCAAUUCAUGAGGGCAUUAUCAGGCGUAGUAGGAAGAGCAAAUUUGCCAAUGUAAAAUGUGUCUUUUAGGCACUUGACAUCUGUGGUAUAUGAAAACUGCUCAUAAGCAGCAGAACGAGUUUAGAGGAAUCCAGUCUCUCAUCAUGUUGGCACAAAGUGUCUUACUAGUAUCCAUCUAUGUCAUUUUUCCAGGGUUAACUUUUAAAAACACAGAUUUUAAAGUAACAACAAAAAAAGCUGGGUUCAACUCUACUGACUCUUAUUAAUCAUGAUUUUGGACACAUUACUUAGCUUUCAUAAACUUUCAUUUCUACAUUUAUAAAUAGGUGGUAAUACAAAUUAUGCAUGGUUUCCAGAUUCAUCCAUGUCCCUACAAAGGACACAAACUCAUCAUUUUUUAUGGCUGCAUAGCAUUCCAUGGUGUACAUGUGCCAAAUUUUCUUUUUCAGUAUAUUGUAGAUGGGAAUUAGGUUUGGUUCCAGGUCUUUGCUACUGUACAAAGUGCUGCUAUGAAUAGUCUAUUUUUUACAGUUGUAGGAAAAAACUUUUAUUUCUUAUUUGUAAAAUUUACUCACUCCUUAUUCAUAAUUCAUUUAACUAGUAAGUACACUAAUGUGUACAAUGCACGGGAGGAACGAAUAUAUUCAAAAUUUCUCUUGAAAUUUGACCAGAAGUCAUGUGCACCCCUACCCUGGGAAACAAGCAGGUAGAAAAGUUUUGAAUCUAUACAGUAAAGUAUGUUACUGUAAUAUAUAUAACAUCUCUCUUAUAUAUAGAUAGAUAUCUAAUAUAACAAAGUACAUUACUGUAAUAUAUAUAACAUCUAAUAUAUAUAUCUCAUAUAUAACAAAGUAUGUUACAGUAAUAUAUAUAACCUGUCUCUCUUUCUCUCUCUCUCUCUCUCUCUCUCACUACAUAGCUUUCAUAAAGCUUAUGAAAGCUAAGUAAUAGUGGGAAGUGUCAAAUCACCAUUAAUUUCCUUCUCUCUCUCUCUUGCUCUCGCUCUCACUAUUACUCACUUUCAUAAGCUUUAUGAAAGCUAUAUAGUGAGAGCAAGAGCGAGAGAGAAAGAGAGAGAGAAAGAAAUGAAUGAUUUGACACUUCCCAUCUGAUAGUUUUUUAAAUCUCUAUUUAAAUUAACAGUAGUGAAAGGGAAAAUAUAAUUAGAACAAAUUAUAUAAAAUAUUUGCAAAAUGCUUAUCUGAAUUAGUCUUGGUCUUAGAAAUAAAACAAAGAGAUUGUUACUUUUACAUCUGUUCCUAAUUGAUAAGCCAUUCAGUUAUAGCACACCUUAGCUUCUGGCCUACAGUAACCAUGUUCAGGUUUUUUUCUUUUUUCAAAUUUUAUUAUAGGUUCAGAAAAUACAUGUGCAGGUUUGAGACAAAGAUAUAUUGCAUAAUACUAAGGUUUAGAGUACAAAUGAUUCCACCUCCCAGGUAGCAAGCAUAAUAGCCAAAAGGUAGUUUUUUAGCUUUUUCCCCUCUUCCUCCAUCUGGUAGUCUAUGGUGUCUAUUGUUCUCAUCUUUAUGUCCAUGUGUACUUGGUGUUUAGCUCCCCCUUUUAGGUGAGAAAAUGCAGUAUUUGGUUUUCUGUUUCAGUGUUAAUUCACUUGGGAUAAUGGCCUCCAGCUGCAUUCAUGCUUCUGCAAAGGUUAUGAUUUUCUUCUUACUGGCUGCACAUAUUUUGUGGUGUAUAUGUACCACAUAUUUUUUUUUAUCCAGCCCAAAGUUGAUGGGCUCCCAGGUAGGUGAAUUCCAUGUAUUUGCGAUUGUGAAUAGCAUUGUGAAGAUCACAUGAGUGCAUGUGUCUUUUUGGUAAAAGAAAAGAAAAGAAAAGAAAACAAAACUCUUAUUUUCUUUUGGGUAUAUAUGCAGUAAUGGAAUUGCUGGGUUGAGUGGUAGUUCAACUCUUAGUUCUUUGAAAAAUCUCCGUACUGCUUUCAACAGUGGCUGGACUAAGUUAUAUUCCCACCAGCAGUGUAGAAGUGUUCCCCAUUCCCUGUAGUCUCACCAGCAUCUGUUAAACAAUCUUUAAAUAUAUGAAAAAAUGUUCAAGUCUCUCAGAUUAAGAUACAUGCAAAGAAAAAUCAUGUUUAAAUAUCAGUUCUCACCUGUAAAAUAUCAAAUAUCUGACCUCAGUAUUUGAUAAUACAACCUGUUGGUGAAGCUGUAGAGAGAGAAGCACUCUUAAGCACUGUUGGUGAGAAUAUAAAAUGGUACAACCUUUUUUCAAUAUCUAAAACAAUUUAACAUGUUACUGACUUUUGGUCUAGCAGACCUACUUCUAUCCUAAAGAUAUAUUGACAAAAAUAUAAAAUAAUUAAUGUACAAGUCUAUUCAAUGAAGCAUUGUUUUUAAUAGUAAAGAAUGAAAAAAAGGCCAGGCGCAGUAGCUCAUGCCCGAAUCCAGCACUUUGGGAGUGCAUUUGUGGAGGCUGGAUCUCCACAAAUACAAAAAUUAGCCAGGCAUGGUGGUGCACACUUGCAUUUCAAGCUACUUGAGAGGCUGAGGCAGGAGGAUCACUUGAACCUGGGAGUCAGAGGUCUCAGUGAGCUCAGAUCAUGCCUCUGCACUCCAGUCAAGGCAACAGAGCAAGACUCCAUCUGAAAAAACAAAACAAAACAAAACAAAAUAAUAACUAAACUAACCUCCUCUUUAACAAAGAUUAUAAAAGGUCUCUUAGCACAGACACCACCCCUAGAACUUCCAGUACACCAGCACCAGCUUGGAGACUGUGUCCCCAUCGAAGGAUAGAAAGAAGAAAAAACUCAAGCUGGCUUAGGAAAGAUCCUACAAAACCUGCAUCCUGGAUGAUGCAGCUUCCAUGGACAAAACAGGCCCCAGACAUCAUCUUGGAGAUGCUGAAGAAGACAAUGCAGAAGGCUGAAUGAAUCCUGCUUCAGACACGAAUACCAUUUACUCUUCUAAAUCAGCCCUUUUUUUCUGUCCUGUUACUUAGACAAACACCUUCUUCCCAGUUUCUAACAAUGCAACUUCUUGGCUAAAAGGAAUUAACAUACCUCCAGUGGAAUUCCUCAUUGAUGGCAGACAGUGAGCUGAGAUGCCAUGUAGCACUAUAGGUCACUCUUUGACUAGAAAAGAAUGUUGCUAAUUAUACUCAUAAUUGUCUUAUUUACUAAUUCUAGCAUGCAAAGCCAGAAUAAGAGCAAUGACCCCCUCACCUGACAAAACUACUGCUGCAUACAUCUGUAAUCUUCAAUCAGCAGCAUCUGAUGCAGAAAACAAAAACGGGGAAUGUGGGAUAUCAGGCAAAUGGUUGGAAAGAUUGUAAAAUUAUAAUUGGUCACAAACUUUGGAAGGUCGAGAGGUUUGCACAGUUUCAGUAGAAGUUUCUGCUGAAGGCAGCCGAAUCCCUUUUACCUUCAAUUGAUAAAGAAGGGCAAAUAACUAGGGAAUGUAGGGGAGUUUAUCUGAAUUACUUGCUUACUCAUUUGGUCCUAAAACUAACCAUUAAUCUUUCAUGGACCAAAUGGGAUUCUCAGGGCGAGGGCAACCAGAUUUAUCACUCAUAAAUGAUGUUUGCUUUAGGCCUUGGCACUUGGUUUUUAAUCGCUAUCCAUAAGUGUGUUGAAUCAGAACCUCUGUUAUUAAAUCUAUGUUGAAUAAAUAUCCCGAGUGCCAGCUGGUCAGGGCCAUGGCUGCUAUCUUUCGUAGGAAGGUCUGUGAGUGGACAUGGGCACCCCUAGACUGCUCUUUACUGUAUUUUGUGUCUGAGUGAAUUUGUUUAUCUGUUGCUGGGUCAGGGUCUGCAGUUCAGACACUGACAGUGAAAGACUUCAACACUCCACUCUCAGCAUU
Molecule: messenger RNA, 5306 nt
Organism: Callithrix jacchus (white-tufted-ear marmoset)
Lineage: Eukaryota; Metazoa; Chordata; Mammalia; Primates; Cebidae
Product: olfactory receptor 4F4
Biological process (GO): G protein-coupled receptor signaling pathway
Cellular component (GO): membrane
Molecular function (GO): G protein-coupled receptor activity; olfactory receptor activity
Source: RefSeq, a predicted model, not a curated record